Messenger RNA from Sphaeroforma arctica JP610, 883 nucleotides. RefSeq lists its product as hypothetical. The record is from RefSeq and is a predicted model, not a curated record. The transcript is spliced from 4 exons. The coding region runs from base 23 to 571 and encodes 182 amino acids. NCBI's taxonomy places the organism in Eukaryota, Ichthyosporea, Ichthyophonida.
AGUGCACGAAAUAUACACCGAUAUGUUUCGAAUUCUUCUGCGCGAAACUGGGCCUGGAGGGUGUAUUCUAUCCGGAGUCAAGACAAAGUGGAAGGAGAUAUUCCUCAAAUCUCUAGACCAGGUUCAAUAUGGAUACAAAUUGAAGGAGUUUCUUUUGAAGUUUCCUGACGUAUUGCAGAUUGUUUUGAAAGGCAAACAGCAGUGGGUAGUGCCCACAGGCUCUGUGGCUGCGGCGCCGGUGGCCUACUCUCGCUCCAGCUCCACCGCCAGUACAUCAGCAACCAAGCGAUCAACCACUGACAGACAAAACUCGUUUAGCAUAGCGUCAGUCAAGAGGGCCAGACAGGAGGACUAUAGACCCUCUGCGGGGAUGGUCGGUGUUGGGCAACCCACCGAUCAAAUGCUGGACGGAACUACACGUGCGGCACUCACAGCCAAACUUAUGGGAGGUGAUGGGGCAAAGCUGGCCGAGGAAGAGCGGCUCAAGUCGUUGCAGUUGAAGUGGGAGGGCAACAAACGGGCUAAGGACUGGUUUGACACACCUGUCACCACUGUGGGGGCAUAUGCAUGAUCGCCCCCGAUGAUCAUUCGAACCACGGCGUCUGUAAAACAACGACCACAAUUGGAUGUGGUGAAGUGAUAGAACAGGCUCGGGCUGCGAGUGACACAGAAAAUCGGUCAGACAUAUGAGCACGAGUUCGGUAGAGUGUAGGCCAAGCCUGUUUGUACCGAACCUAAUCUGCUGCAAUAAAUUAAGCGAUUGGGAUAAGCUUCCGUGGCCUCAGUUACUACAGUAAUUGAGCACACGCACGCGUAACAGAAUCGACAGACAGAUAGUAUAAUUGUCGAAGAUAUUAACAAAUAAAAACUACACAUAUAUGGA